This is a messenger RNA of Entrophospora sp. SA101, 300 nucleotides long. The record is from the annotation of a GenBank genome assembly. Lineage: Eukaryota; Fungi; Glomeromycota; Glomeromycetes; Entrophosporales; Entrophosporaceae.
AUGAACUUCAAGAAAAAAAAAAAAGAAUUGGAGGACAAUACCAAUACACCUCGAUCUGGCAAAAUUAACAUCAAGAACCAAUAUGAAAAAGUAAAAAGACAAUUAUUCGAGGAAAAUAACAAUACGCAAAUGUUAGAAAAUGAGUUUGAUGUAACCAAUUACUACAAAAGCAAGACCAAUGAACUAGAGCAAAAAUGUCUUCAGAUACUGAAAUCCUUACAACAAAGGUAUGACAAUCUACCAGUUGAAUCAAAUAAUGAUAAUAAUAGUAACAUACUUACAGCUGAAGUUACAAAAUAG